Messenger RNA from Styela clava, 1723 nucleotides. Its product is annotated as dolichyl pyrophosphate Man9GlcNAc2 alpha-1,3-glucosyltransferase-like. The record is from RefSeq and is a predicted model, not a curated record. Gene Ontology annotation, biological process: protein N-linked glycosylation; dolichol-linked oligosaccharide biosynthetic process. Gene Ontology annotation, molecular function: dolichyl pyrophosphate Man9GlcNAc2 alpha-1,3-glucosyltransferase activity. NCBI's taxonomy places the organism in Eukaryota, Metazoa, Chordata, Ascidiacea, Stolidobranchia, Styelidae. Gene Ontology annotation, cellular component: endoplasmic reticulum membrane.
CAGGUGUAAAAUUACUUUUUAUAUUUUGAUGAUGGAUUUACUAUCGGAAAGGUUGUUCACAAUAACUGUUCCCUUUGCUGCUAUUCUUAUACGUUGGCUUGUGAGUACAGGAUCUUAUUCAGGUAUGCACAAGCCCCCCAUGUAUGGUGACUAUGAAGCACAAAGGCAUUGGCAGGAGAUAACUGUAAAUCUUCCAACUUCAGAUUGGUACAGAAACACAACUGAUAACGAUUUAAUGUAUUGGGGGCUUGAUUAUCCUCCACUCACAGCAUAUCAUAGCUGGGCCUGUGGAAAAGUUGCAAGAAUUCUGGAUCCAGAUUGGGUUGAACUGCAUCAGUCUCGUGGGAAAGAAGGAUAUUAUCAUAAACUCUUCAUGAGAUAUACUGUGCUUCUGAUUGACAUCUUACUAUUUUUCCCUGCAAUUUAUUUAGUCUUUAUUGAAAAAAAUAGAAGCCAAUACUCAAGACGUGUCGCAUUGCUUGUGGCAUUGUUUUAUCCAGGAAUAAUUCUGAUUGACUAUGGACAUUUUCAAUAUAACAACAUGAGUCUUGGAUUAUUUAUAUUUGCUGUUUAUUUCUUACAAUGCAAUCAACAAAUACUUGGUGCGAUUUUGUUUUGUUUGUCUUUGAACUACAAGCAAAUGGAACUGUAUCAUUCAAUACCAUUUUUCUGUUUUCUCCUUGGAAGAUCGAUGCAACAUGGAAUCAUAUCAGGAUUCUUCAAUGUGUCAAAGUUAGGGUUGACAGUCAUUGCAACAUUUGCUCUAUGUUGGCUCCCGUUUCUUACUUCUGUUCAAUCUGUUGAAACUGUGCUGGGACGAUUGUUUCCUGUUGGACGAGGAUUAUAUGAAGACAAAGUAGCCAAUGUUUGGUGUUCAAUUUCACCAGUUUUGAAGAUAAAAGAACUUGUACCGGCAAAUCAAGCAAUAUACAUUUGUAUUAUUUCAACACUUUUAUCAUGUCUUCCAUCAUCAAUUCAGUUAUUACGAAAUCCAACAAUGAAAGCUUUUAAUUUUUCAUGUGUUAUCGUGUCUCUGGCUUUUUUCUUAUUUUCUUUUCAAGUUCACGAAAAAUCGAUUUUGAUUCCAGCUGUAUCCGCACUUUUAAUUUACAACAAUGCACCUUUUCUUGUGUCAUGGUUCCUCCAUAUUUCGGUGUUCAGUAUGACACCAUUGUUCAUGAAAGACGGAUUGAUGCUUCAAUAUUUUGUCACAAGAUAUAUGUUUAUGCUAAUUACUUAUGUCGGAAACAAGGAUUCAUUGAAGCCAAGUUCCAGUAUGAUUAAAACUGCUCGAUUUCUUAGUUGCAAUAUUGUGUCAUCUUCAAUGGUUUCAGCCAUUUUACAGUUCAAGAUGUUUUUCUCCACUGUCCUUGCUGAUCUUCUAACGUUGUGCCUAAUGUUUGUGGAGCCACCAGGAAGAUUUCCUGAUUUGUGGCCUGUUUGCAUAUCAAUGUUUUCAUGUUUGCACUUCUCAGGCUGUCUUGUAUUUUUUACUUGUAUGCAGCUCGUAUGCAAUUCCACAACUACGAAAAUGAAAAAAAUAUCUUAGUCUAAUAAUAUGAAAUAUUUUUUGGUCAUAGAGGUGCUUUAGAAAGCCAAAUCAUAGCCAUGAAAAUCUGUAACGUAAAAUUUCUUAAAAUAUGCACAUAUGAAAAUAUGCACAACGAACAAAAAUAAAUAACACAAUGCUAAGCAAAGGACUUAACAUCGUUAGUGUCAAAUA